Messenger RNA from Meloidogyne enterolobii, 218 nucleotides. The record is from the annotation of a GenBank genome assembly. Lineage: Eukaryota; Metazoa; Nematoda; Chromadorea; Rhabditida; Meloidogynidae.
UGAUGCUGGUGGUGUUAGUAAGGCAUUAUACACGGCGACUUUUUUUCUAUUUUUUAGAAAGCGUGGCUGUUGUUGUGUGUGUGUUUAUAUUUAUUUAUUUUUUUCUAUUUAUUUAUGUAAAUAUUUUUAUUUUUCUAUUUAUUUUUUACAAACCUCGUCUCUCUAAAAAUGCUUUUUCUCUCUUACGAAACCAAAAAAAAAUUUUUUUGUUUGUCUAA